Molecule: messenger RNA, 1530 nt
Organism: Sclerotinia borealis F-4128
Lineage: Eukaryota; Fungi; Ascomycota; Leotiomycetes; Helotiales; Sclerotiniaceae
Source: the annotation of a GenBank genome assembly
AUGUCUCGCGCCAAUUCAUCCACACCGGAAUCCAAUGAACGCGAACCCCUUCUUGCGCGCGCGCCACGAACCGAGCCUACCGAUGUAUCGGUACAUCCACGUGUAGAUGUAUGUGAUGCGCUGAUCACGGGAUCGCGGUCGAUCAAACCGGGUGCUUCUAGUCGGAGUUCAGAUGUAGAUCAAGAUCAAGAUCAAGAUGCGGAAGAAGAAGGAAAUGAAGGAAAUGAGGAAGAAGACAAUACGCCGCUCCCCCUAGGACAAAUCCUCAGUCUCUGCUACAUUCGACUCGUGGAACCCAUUGCAUUUUUCUCCAUCUUUGCUUUUCUAAAUCAGAUGUUGUGGGAGAUAGGGGAUGUUGAACAGGGAGAGGAAUCUCUAUUCUCCAUCACGGAAAUGAUGCUCAUGGUGCACUGGGGACGCGCCUCGGAUAAAUUCGGUCGCAAACCUAUUAUGAUUAUCUCACUCCUAGGCAUAUCGCUAGCGACGGGGGUUUUUGGUUUUGGGAGGUCGAUUUGGCAAUUGGUGAUUUUUCGAUGUGUUGCUGGGCUUUUUGCGGGGACAAUUGUCACCGUUCGAACGAUGAUCUCGGAAAAUAGUACGAAAAAUACUCAAGCAAGAGCUUUUAGCUAUUUCUCUGUGGCGGGGAAUAUGGGGAUACUUAUUGGGCCUUUGAUAGGUGGUGCUCUCUCCGAACCCGCCAAACAAUACCCAUCCAUAUUUGGCGGUAUUGCAUUUUUUCAACAAUCCCCCUUUGCACUUCCUACCAUCUGUACAGGAUUAUUCGCUCUGAGUGCAGCGUUCGUUGCUACGUUCUUCAUUAAGGAGACAUUGGGAAAGAAAACAUAUCAGAAAGUAGGAGCACACGAUGGAAUGACCAUGCGCGAACUUUUGAAAUUCCCAGGCGUGGCUCGUUGUGUGUAUAUCUACUGUCAUCUAGGUCUUAUGGGCACAGUCUACACAUCCGUCCUCCCCGUAUUUUGGUUCACGCCCAUUUCCCUCGGCGGAUUAGGCUUCACCCCCCUCCGCAUCUCCCUCUUCAUGGCCCUCGCCGGUUUCUCCCAAGCCUUCUGGAUGAUCGUCGUCUUUCCCCCUCUCCACACCCGUAUCGGUACCGUCGGAGUCCUCCGCGCCUGCGCUUUUUUCUGGCCCUUCCUGUUUGCCUUUUGUCCGUUUGCCAAUUUCUUAUUGAGAAUGGGGUAUGAAAGGACAUUCUGGGUUGUUUAUCCGUUAAGUAUGUCGAUGGGGGUGGGUGUUAGUAUGGCGUUUACCUGCGGCCAACUAGCCCUAAACGACAUUGCCCCCUCCUCCCAAACCCUUGGCACCCUCAACAGUAUCGCGCUCGCCGUCACAAGCGGAACACGUGCUUUUGUGCCCGCCCUCUUCACUAUCAUAUUUGCAUAUGGAGUGACGCAUCAAAUUCUCUGGGGAUAUUUUAUUUGGGUUUUUGAGGUCUUGGUUGCGGUGGGAUUGGUGGUUGCCGUGCCAUUUUUGCCAAAGGAGGCUUAUGGGAGAGGGAAGGGAAAGAUAUAG